Messenger RNA from Carassius carassius (crucian carp), 1498 nucleotides. Its product is annotated as collagen alpha-1(XIV) chain-like. The transcript has 13 exons. The record is from RefSeq and is a predicted model, not a curated record. NCBI's taxonomy places the organism in Eukaryota, Metazoa, Chordata, Actinopteri, Cypriniformes, Cyprinidae. The annotation marks the transcript as partial.
AAAGAUUCACAUUAUCAUGCAUGUUCAUGUACAGUGUGUGAUUCAGCGGCUGUGUUUGUUUGUUUGCAGAGAAAGGAAGCUGAGUGUCCCUCUCUCCCGCGUGCCUGCACCUGCACUCAGGACAGUAAGGGGCCCCCUGGCCCCGCCGGCCCCCCAGGAGGUCCGGGCAUCAGAGGAUCCAGAGGAGAUCGAGGUGAACCCGGCCCUGUGGGUCCUGUUGGUCCAGUGGGAGAUGCUGGCGUUCCGGGUGCUCAGGGGCCUCCCGGUCCUCCGGGGCCCAGCGGACGCUCCAUCAGAGGCCCUCCGGGGGCUCCAGGAGAGACGGGACAAAAGGGUGAUGCCGGUCCUUCAGGGCUGCAGGGUGUUCCCGGCUCUCCAGGGCCUACGGGACGUGACGGGCCUCCUGGAUUGCGGGGUUUGCCGGGACAGGACGGUCCUCAGGGACGAGUGGGACCACCGGGAACCAUAGGGGGUCCGGGAGCACCGGGGGCCCCAGGAGAAAAUGGCCCUCCAGGACCCACAGGAGACCAGGGUCCUCCGGGACAUCCGGGACCCAAAGGAGAGAAGGGUGAGCGGGGUGAUGUCCAAUCAACGGCUUCUGUCCAAGCCAUAGCUAGACAAGUGUGUGAGCAGCUGAUCCAGAGUCACAUGACGCGGUACAAUUCUAUUCUGCAACAAAUUCCCAGUCAGCCUGUGUCGAUCCGCACCGUUCCCGGACCGCCGGGAGAGCCAGGAAGACAGGGGCCUCAAGGACCUCAGGGAGAGCAGGGGCCGCCGGGACGACCGGGAUUCCCUGGCACGAACGGAGAGAACGGCCAACCGGGAGCACGAGGACCUCUGGGUGAGAAGGGAGAGAAGGGCAGUCCAGGUGUGGGAGUCCAGGGACCCAGAGGACCUGCUGGACCGCCAGGAGCUCCUGGUGAAGGCCGAACAGGAAGUCCAGGUCCAUCUGGUCGUCCCGGUAACCCUGGCAGUCCAGGCAGACCCGGGAUCCCAGGACCUGUUGGUGUACCCGGCCAACCCGGAUACUGUGACCAGAACGCCUGCCUCGGGUACAACGUGGGAGAGCUGGGCGUUGAUGCUGACCUCACUGACACAGAUGUUCCUGCAGUUCAGCCCAACUCCUUCCAGCCGGACGAGGGCGAGGGCGGGGACGAUGACCCCUACGGCUCCUACACCUCCUACUACCAGCCCAACUACCCUCCGCCGCGGCCCGUGCAGCCCAACGACCCGGUCAUCGAGGAGGAGCUGCGCUCGCCCGGCAUACAGCGGCUCACGCGCAGACGCUAGGAGACACCCAACACAUCACAUCAGGGUGUGAGAGACUAUCAGAGGAAUAAACACAACAUACUGAGAAGAAAUGGCUGAAUUGUGAGAUAAAAGUUGUUUUUAUAUUUUUAUACAAACAGUGUGUUAUUAUAGGACAACGAUAAUAAUGCUUUGAACUGCUACAUCUGCUUAUUCAUUCUUAUAUGCUCAAUUAAAGAUUAUUUCUAUC